Messenger RNA from Pestalotiopsis fici W106-1, 1440 nucleotides. RefSeq lists its product as uncharacterized. The record is from RefSeq and is a predicted model, not a curated record. The coding region runs from base 1 to 1440 and encodes 479 amino acids. Lineage: Eukaryota; Fungi; Ascomycota; Sordariomycetes; Amphisphaeriales; Sporocadaceae. The transcript has a single exon.
AUGGCCUUGACCAUUAAGCAUCUCAAUUCAGACGCCUCUUUUCUGUUGUCCUUUGAGCCCGUCGGCGCCAAUGCCGAUCCCGCGAGAGGGCCGGUGGCGGUUUCGCGGCCCUUUACAAUCCUACUGGACCCGUGGCUGACAGGCCCUUCCAACAUAUUCCACCCAAAGUUUUCGACCACGACGCAAACCGUAGCUCCGUGUGUGUCCUCGUUGGCCGAGCUGUCUGUGGAGCCGGACUUGGUCAUUAUUAGCCAGCCCAAGAGCGACCACUGCAACGAGGCGACUCUCCGCCAGCUGCCGGCCUCGGGGACCAGGACGCUCAUUCUCGCCGAGCCCGCCUCGGCGCGUCUAAUUCGAAGCUGGAAGUAUUUUGAUCGGGAAAAGGUCCGGACUAUUGAGUCGUGGAAGGACCCACGAACUGGAGCCAACAAUCACCGUAGAGUCUUCCGCAUACCGGUCCCGGCCGCCUGGCCCGGCGGUCAGACCGGUGAAGUCACCGUCUGCUGGAUCCCACAGAAGCGGGACUUGUCCGGUGUUCACGGCGCCAUUGGUAUCACGUACCGGCCGCCUCCGAGUCAAAAUAAUGCUACUGUUGCUGCCGCCGCCGUCAGAUCCACAGCGGCGGUCGUCGCGGAUAUGCUCACUCCGCCUGCGACGCCAGUGACGCCCGUACGCACCCUCAUACCGCCGACUUCAGUAUCGACGACGCACGUUCACUUGUUCCCUCCCAGUCCCCCUAUAUCGCCACACUCUCUCCGUUCCGUGCAGUCAGCAGCGGCCCUAAUCUCACCCGCAACGCCAAAUACCCCCCAACCAAGGCAGUCACUACUAGAUCGGUAUCUCGCAAUGUCGUCGUCGUCGACAUCAUCAUCCCCGACAACACAGGAUAUUGUCCGGCCCAUCUCCCUCGUCUUCUCCCCGCACGGCAUCGCCUACGCGGACCUGGCGCCCUGGGCCACGUCGCACCUGGUCGCCGAGGCGGCGCUGCCCCUGACGGCGCUGCUGCACUGCAUGGACAGCAUCGCCAACCCGUGGUGGCUCGGGGGCAACGUGUGCUGGGGCACGGCGACGGGGGCCGAGAUUGCGCGACGGCUGGGCGCCAGGGUGUGGAUCUCGGCGCACGAUGCCGAGAAGCAGGUCCGCGGCUUGGCUACCGGUCGGCUCACGACGAGACGGUGGGGACGCGAGGAGAUUGCGGGUAUUCUUGGGAAUAGUCAUCAUCGUCAUCAUCAUCACCGACAUGAUGCUGCGAUAGCGGGGUAUCGCGGACAAGACGAGGGUCAAGAUGUUGCGCCGUCGCGGCAAGGCAAGGCGGCCUCGGCCUCGGCGGUGCGAGUAGACAAGGAAGUGGAAAUUCUCAGGUUGGACAGCGGGGAUGAGGUUCUCGUGACCGGGAAUGGGCACGUUCUUCAUGACUGCUUUUCUCAGGAGGUGAGGUGA